Molecule: messenger RNA, 1227 nt
Organism: Morus notabilis
Lineage: Eukaryota; Viridiplantae; Streptophyta; Magnoliopsida; Rosales; Moraceae
Product: C-factor
Exons: 6
Coding region: 48-938 (296 amino acids)
Source: RefSeq, a predicted model, not a curated record
CACUCAUCGGAAGAAGGGGGGAAAAAGAGGGAGAGAAAAAGAAAGAGAUGAUGCAGUUCGUGGUUCAGAGCCAGAGAACAUUCAUGGCGACGCGUCUUUCUUUGAGGCUGAUGCGAUCAUCAAUGACCCAAAGAGCCUCAUUUUCUUUUUCUGCCAUGAAAUGGGAAGGUGGGGUUUCCAUGGUUCAGGGUGCUUCCAGAGGAAUCGGCCUCGAAUUCGUUAAACAGCUGCUCGAGAAUAAUGAGAAAGGGCAUGUUGUUGCUACUUGCCGUAAUCCUAGGGGAGCAACAGGGCUUCAUGAUCUCAAAAAUAAGUUUGUUGAACGCCUUAGUAUUCUACCGUUGGAUGUGACCGUUGAAAGCACCAUCGAGGAAUCUGCAAAGUCGAUUAGAGAAAAAUAUGGCUCUUUAAACCUUCUAGUAAAUGCAUCAGGGAUUCUGUCACUACCUGAUGCACUGCAACCAGAAACAACACUGACCAAGGUUCAGAAAUCAUCGUUGAUGCUUGCUUACGAGGUUAAUGCUGUGGGUCCUAUUUUGGUGAUCAAGCAUAUGUGGCCUCUUCUAAAGAUUGGAGGAGGUUCAGGGACUGAACGAGAUGUUGCAAUUGUGGCCAACAUAAGUGCUAGGGUGGGAUCUAUUGGGGAUAAUCGCCUAGGGGGUUGGCAUUCUUAUCGAGCUUCAAAAUCUGCACUUAAUCAGCUGAACAAAACCAUAUCUGUGGAGUUUGCAAGGAAGAAGGAUCCGGUAAUAUCCAUUUUGUUGCAUCCGGGCACGGUGGACACAGAUCUCUCUCGGCCAUUUCAGAGAAAUGUUCCUGAAGGCAAGCUUUUCACCAAAGAAUACUCAGUGCAGAAGCUUUUACACAUAAUUGAUAACGUAAAGAGCAGCGACAAUGGGAAGUUUUUCGCCUGGGACGGCCAGGAAAUUCCAUGGUAAAAAGUCCGGCUCUUCUUGAAUUGAAAUUCCUUUGGAGUGUCCAUUGUCAAAGAGGCAAACUGAUUGAGCCGUUAAUUUGUUUAUUCUUUAAUUUGAGCUAGUUGAUUAUGUUAGUAGAUCCAUUGGUUUCGAAACAUAUUUGCUACCAGAAUGCGGAGAAUUCUUAGGUAGGAUAUGGAAAGAUAAUCUACAUGUAGGACACAGUUUUUAACCGAUGUUCCGCAAAUUCCCAUUAAGCAGUCACACUUUUAUAACUUCCAUUAUGAUUCUGAUUACCUACUGGUAGGUA